Messenger RNA from Passer montanus (Eurasian tree sparrow), 2466 nucleotides. Its product is annotated as ras-related GTP-binding protein D. The transcript is spliced from 7 exons. Gene Ontology annotation, biological process: cellular response to amino acid stimulus; positive regulation of TOR signaling; regulation of autophagy. Gene Ontology annotation, molecular function: GTP binding; GTPase activity. Gene Ontology annotation, cellular component: Gtr1-Gtr2 GTPase complex; nucleus; lysosome. The coding region runs from base 109 to 1311 and encodes 400 amino acids. The record is from RefSeq and is a predicted model, not a curated record. NCBI's taxonomy places the organism in Eukaryota, Metazoa, Chordata, Aves, Passeriformes, Passeridae.
CGCGGAGGCCCUGGCGGCCCGUGACCCCAGCGCGGGACCUGCGCCCCCCGCGCCCCGAGCCUGCCGCAGGCAGAGGGGCCGCGGAGCCCCGCCAGGAGCGCGGCCGGCAUGAGCCAGGUGCCGAGGAAGCUGCCGGAGGAGGAAGAGGGGGACGAGGAGGAGGAAGAGGAGGAGGAGAUCGUGGGCUUGGCGGGCUACGCCGACGGGGCCGAGUCCUUCUCGGACGGCGACGCGGAGAGCGGCGGCGAUGAGGCGUUUUUGGAUUUCAAUGAUCCCUUCAGUACUGAAGUUAAGCCAAGAAUCCUGCUCAUGGGAUUGAGAAGAAGUGGAAAGAGUUCCAUUCAGAAAGUUGUCUUUCACAAAAUGUCGCCGAAUGAGACUCUUUUCUUGGAGAGCACAAACAAGAUCUGCAGAGAGGAUGUUUCCAACAGCUCCUUUGUCAACUUUCAGAUAUGGGAUUUUCCUGGGCAAAUUGAUUUCUUUGACCCUACGUUUGAUUAUGAGAUGAUUUUCAGAGGCACUGGAGCACUGAUAUUUGUUAUUGAUUCUCAGGAUGAUUAUAUGGAAGCAUUAGCUCGGCUGCAUCUUACUGUGACCAGAGCCUAUAAAGUGAAUCCAGAUAUCAACUUUGAAAUCUUUAUCCAUAAAGUGGAUGGUUUAUCUGAUGACCAUAAGAUUGAAACACAGAGGGAUAUUCACCAGAGGGCAAAUGAUGACCUUGCAGAUGCUGGCUUGGAGAAGAUUCACCUCAGCUUUUAUCUGACAAGCAUAUAUGAUCAUUCUAUAUUUGAAGCAUUUAGCAAAGUGGUACAGAAACUGAUUCCACAGCUCCCAACACUGGAAAACCUGCUUAACAUCUUUAUUUCAAAUUCUGGGAUUGAAAAAGCAUUUUUAUUUGAUGUAGUCAGUAAGAUCUAUAUUGCAACAGACAGCACUCCAGUGGAUAUGCAAACUUACGAGCUCUGCUGUGAUAUGAUAGAUGUUGUGAUUGACAUUUCUUGUAUAUAUGGGCUUAAAGAUGAUGGCACUGGAACUCCUUAUGACAAAGAAUCAAUGGCAAUCAUAAAACUGAAUAAUACAACUGUCCUGUAUUUAAAAGAGGUGACAAAAUUCCUCGCUCUUGUUUGUUUUGUCAGAGAAGAGAGCUUUGAGAGAAAAGGAUUAAUAGACUACAAUUUCCAUUGUUUUCGAAAAGCCAUACAAGAAGUAUUUGAAGUAAGAAUGAAAGUAGUAAGAUCUCGAAAACAUCAAAGCCACCUGCAAAAAAAUAAAAGACCCACUCCCAAUGGGACACCAAGAAUGCCACUGUAACUGAGGUUUUCUGGCAAUGUGGCAAGCAAAGUUUUCAUGAAGUUGAUGUGACUUCUGCAUCUCAUUGCACUGAGUGAAGAGGAAAACAAAUGGGACUGAUGUAUUAUAUGAAUUUUCCCUGAACGUUCAGAAAGCACUGUUUUAAUAUUUUUAUCCGAUCAGUUUUUUUCAUAUAGUGAGCACUUUGAGCAAAAUGUUGUAUAUAUAAACAUUGAGGUGAGCACUUGUAAGAAUUUUCUUAAUAUAUGCUGUAAAACUUUUUCAUGCCAUAUUAAGAAAAAACAGCUGUGACAGAAAUACUGGGUACAUAAUUUGCACUUUUUCAUGUUUUCCUUGUGGACUUGGACUUUGAUAAACUUAGUUUUUAUGGUGAUUUUGAUGCAUGGUGUCAGGUGAAAUGUAUGCUGUAGUUUAUUUAGCUGCUACAAUCAAAUUGGUUAGUAAACAAUUAAGAAAACUUGGUACAAUGCCUUUUUAAAUUUGUGACAGCUAAUACCUAACAUUCAUACAGAUCUAAUUUCAUAUAUUUUUCAAUUUGUAAACUGAAGAAUAAUAUUGAAGUAUUACAGCAAUAAGCACCUUACCAGGGAUCGUAACUGGUAGGUAAAUAUUAGCUUUUAUAAAACAGGCUUUUGGCCAAAUUUCAUCCAGAGUUCUCCUUAACACUGGUCAUGCCCUCUCUUGGGUCUGGUUUUAUUAUUUACCUCAGCAUAUACCACUAAAAUAUCUUUCUAUAAAGAUGAUUGUUUUGUAAAAUGGCUCUAUGUUGCACUGGUAUUUUUAUAAGGCUUCAGAGGAGUAUGUUGUAUCUGUACAGCUGGAUUUACAUUGCUAAGUUUGUGUCGAGAGCCUGCACGUGUACACUUGGUGCAAUGAAGAAUCUGUAUGUAUUUCCACCCUGGCAUUCUGAUGUACUGAUAAGUCACAAAGGUGUGAGCACUGGGUUCUGAUUCCCUCUAUCAGGGGUACAUCUGUGGUUGAAAUCAAGAUGAGACCAUUAAAACGAGGACUGGACAGUCUACCUGCUGUAAUAAUCAGCGUACAUCACCUUUUUAUUUUAAUAUUGAACAUGGGCAGAUUUACCACAGGAUCAGCCAGGACAGCAGAGGACUCUCAAACCUAAAAAGAAGUAACACUUACUUUCCAUGUUCUGUA